Messenger RNA from Spirometra erinaceieuropaei, 3341 nucleotides. The record is from the annotation of a GenBank genome assembly. NCBI's taxonomy places the organism in Eukaryota, Metazoa, Platyhelminthes, Cestoda, Diphyllobothriidea, Diphyllobothriidae.
AUGCAUUCUUCAGACCCCAAAGUAGUGGUUGCCUCUUCUAACAAAAAUAAAUUUCGCCUUCCAGACUUUUGGCAACACGCGCCAGUAAUUUACCUUCUGCGUAUUGAGGCCACCUUCCUCUCGGCCAUCAUUACCCAAGAGAUAGACAAGUAUUAUAAGUUGGUUGAAACCCUUCCUCCCGCCAUCCUUUCUCAGGUCCAAACAUUCCUUCUAGAUCCUCCAGCUGACGCGCCCUAUUCCAAACUUAAAGCUGAACUUCUUCGUCUGACCACCGUUUCCGAUGGUCAACGUUAUCAUACGCUAGUGAAAGAAGAGGCUUUGGGCAACCGCACACCUUCGGAACUCCUGCGUCGCACGCGUUCUCUUAGUAGCAACAUGUCCGUUGACGACAAGUUCUUCAAAGCCAACUUCGAUGCAAACAAACUUGGCCUCCUGCUCUUCUGAUCUAGACAUCUCGAAACUCGCCGGAAUGGCUGAUCGAGAUUGAGCGUCUAUCUUCCUCGACGAUUGCUCAGGUUUCACAACCGUUCCUAGUCCCCAUCUCUGACUUGGCCGAGGUCAAGGCACAAUUAGCCCAAUUAUCGACAGCUGUUGUCACUUUGCCGCUGCGCCGCUCUCCUGGCCUUUCUUGCCGUACCUUCUUACGAAACCGUCAUCGCUCCCGUUCUAGACCUAGGACUACCACCCUGUGCUGGUAUCACGUGAAUUUUGGAAAUAAGGCUCGACGUUGUGUCCCCCCUGCUCUUUCAAGUCUCCGCAGGGAAACACCCACCGGCCGCGAGUAAAUGAGACCGAGCUCUCUGGCAACCCCACCGACAGCACAUUUUAGGUCUGCGACAGUACGAGUGGUAAACGUUUCUUUAGUCCUUCUACCCCCUCGUCCUCCUCCUCGUCCUCGUCCUCCUCCUCCUCCUCGUCCUCCUCCUCCUCCUCCUACACGCCCUCCUCCUCCUCCUCCUUCCAGAGUAAUUUCUUCUUGUCAGAAAUGCAAACUGCUGGCACAACGUGAAUUUAGGCGAUAAGUCUCCGCGUUGUGUCCCACCCUGUUCAUUCAAGUCUCCGCAGGGAAACCUCCCGGCCGGGGGAGUAAAUGCGACCGAGCUCUCUGGCAACCCCACCGGCGGCACAUUUUAGGUCUGCGACAGUAUGAGUGGCAAAGGCUUCUUUAGUCCUUCCACCCUCCUCAUCCUCCUCCUCCUGCUACUCCUCCUCAUCCACCUCCACCCCCUUCUCCUCCUCCUCCUCCUCCUCCUCCUCCUCCUCCUCAUCAACCUCCUCCUGCCCUGCCACUCCCCACGCGUAGUAAGUGGACGCAUCGUGCUGUAUCAUGCACAAAAAUAAAUGAAUAAAAUGACAAGGGACAGGUGUAGAUGCCCAUUCUUCAGUAACUAUUACUAGGAACAAAAAGAAGAGGGCCACUACUUGAAAAAGAAUCCCAGAGUAAUUUCUUCUUGACAGAAAUGCAAACUGCUUUGGAGGAUAAAUUCGAGUGGCAAGCGUUUAUUUAGUCGACACUGCUGCUCAAAUCAGUGUUAUUUCCUCAACAGCAACUCACAGUCGUUGUCGUAAUCCUGACCUCAUACUUCAGGCCGUCAGCAUCUCGCCAACUGUCAGCCUCGGCAUCCGCUCACUCUCACUGGACAUUGGCUUCCUUCGUCUAUUCCCUUGGGUCUUUGUCGUCGCCAACGUGCCCUGUGCUAUACUUAAUGCACACUUUCUUGCCCUCCUUGAUCUUCUGGACGACUGUCGUCAGUCACAUCUACAAGACCAGACCACAAAGCUGACCGUCCGAGGUAUCUCUUCGUCUGAAGUGUCCCGCUGACUUGCCGUCCUGAACCCUGAACCUGCGAAUCCAUUUCGACAACUUCUCGCCAAAUACCCUGGUUUCACUCGUCCAAACUUCAGCGCAACUGUUCCACCUCACAAUGUUGUUCACCACAUCCGAACCACUGGCCCUCCCGUGUUUUCUCGGCCACGCCGUCUCGCGCCUGCACGUCAUGCUGCCGCCAAGGUCCAGUUUGAGCACAUGCCUUAUGUGGGCAUUCUUCGUCAAUCUGAGAGCGCAUCGUCCCUUCUUAUUGGUUUCCCAGGCUGCUUCAGGUGACUGGCGCCCCUGCGGUGACUACAAGGCCUUGAACAGCGUAACUAACUCGGACCGCUAUCCUGUUCCGCAUCUUCAGGAUUUUACCGUAGCCCUUUACGUCAAAUCUGUGUUCUCGAAGAUCGACUUGAUCUGUGCUUUCCACCAGAUUCCCAUCGCUCCGGCGAACAUUCCAAAAACGGCCGUCACUACACUCCUUGGCCUCUUUGGACUCCGCAACGCCUCACAAACAUUCCAAAGAUUCGUAGACAAAGUACUUCAUGGCCUACCCUUUGUUUACGCCUAUAUCGACGACCUUUUGAUUGCCAACUCCUAUGCCAAAGAACACAUGGAGUAUCUUUAAACGCUGUUUAACCGCUUCCAAAAAUUUGGCGUCGUUCUCAACCUGUCCAAGUGCAUUGACUCCCCCGAGGUCCUCGGACAUAUGGUUGACUCUAGGGGCAUUUAUCCGCUUCCCGCGAAGGUUGCGGCCAUCUGUGACUUCCCUUCUCCCUCUCCCAAACGUCAGCUCCAGCGAUUUCUGGGUAUGGUAAAUUUUUAACGCCGGUUCCUCCCGCAUUGUGCCGACCUUACUCUGCCGCUCACGAACCUUCCCUCCAGUCCCAAACAUUCGUUCAAGCUGUCUGCAGACACCGUCGCUGCUUUUGACAAGAUGAUUGCUGCCCUGGCCGACGUCACCCACCCGACGCACUUUUCUCCCGAUGCUCCCAUCGCCCUCAUGGUUGACGCCUUCAAUUUUGCUGUUGGUGCAGUUCUUCAACAAAGUCACCCGGUUUCGACGGUGCAUUUGGCCUUCUUUUCAAGAAAACUCUCUAAGGCCGAAACCCGCUACAGCACUUUAGUGCGCGAACUUCCUGCUGUUUAUCUUGCUGUGAAGUACUUCGGGCAGUUACUUCGAGUUCGAGAGUUCGCCAUUUUCACGGACCACAAGUCAAUUUCCUUCGCACUACACUCAGUUUCCAACAGGCUCAACCCCCGGGAAACCCGUCAACUUGACUACAUCUCUCAGUUCACCUCAGCCACAUUGACGGAUCAGGCAAUGAGGAUAGCUGGCGCAUUAUCCAGAUCCUCCAUCGCUCACCUUCACCUUGGUCCCGGGAUCAACCUUGCUGAGAUGGCAGCGCAACAACGCCGUGCCGGUUCUCCCUGUGAUGGGAAUGUUUCCGGACGCCAACUCGCGAGGAAUUUGUGGGCGUGGACCGUCCUAAAGCUACCGUCCCAGAAGGAGGAUAAAGGAUGA